AUGGCGGGGCUGGAGGUGCUCUAUGCGUGCUUUAUGGACGGGAUCAACUGUGGCAAUGAUGCUGUGGUGUGUUUUGUUCACUGGGAGCUGAUCAAAGGAGGAUACAGGUGCAUCGGCUCUGGAGACGAGGCGCGCAGCAGUGAUAAGAAGUCGGAGCUGCUCCCUGCCGACUGGAGUAGUAACAAAGAGCUGUACACUCUAAGAUACAAGCCCACAGACGCAGACACACUGUACAUGCUCAAAGGCAUUCCCAUCGACUCUGCGCUUCUGUUCAAUUUUAUGAACACAAGCAAUGAGCAAGUGUUGGACUUGGUACUAAACAUCAGUGACUAUGUGAAUACCGACCAGCUACAAACAUUUGACAGAUCGGCCUCCAGAGAGAGCAGACCUCCAGAGGGAACAGCCUCCAGAGGGAGCAGUCUCCAGAGGGAGCAGUCUCCAGAGGGAGCAGUCUCCAGAGGGAGCAGCCUCCAGAGAGAACAGCCUCCAGAGGGAACAGCCUCCAGAGGGAGCAGUCUCCAGAGAGAACAGCCUCCAGAGGGAACAGCCUCCAGAGGGAACAGCCUCCAGAGGGAGCAGUCUCCAGAGAGAACAGCCUCCAGAGGGAACAGCCUCCAGAGGGAACAGCCUCCAGAGGGAGCAGCCUCCAGAGGGAGCAGCCUCCAGAGAGAACAGCCUCCAGAGGGAACAGCCUCCAGAGAGAACAGCCUCCAGAGGGAACAGCCUCCAGAGGGAGCAGCCUCCAGAGGGAGCAGCCUGUGA
Molecule: messenger RNA, 762 nt
Organism: Knipowitschia caucasica
Lineage: Eukaryota; Metazoa; Chordata; Actinopteri; Gobiiformes; Gobiidae
Source: the annotation of a GenBank genome assembly